Messenger RNA from Cygnus atratus (black swan), 2417 nucleotides. RefSeq names its product elongator acetyltransferase complex subunit 4 (gene ELP4). Gene Ontology annotation, cellular component: transcription elongation factor complex; cytoplasm; elongator holoenzyme complex. The coding region runs from base 54 to 1247 and encodes 397 amino acids. Lineage: Eukaryota; Metazoa; Chordata; Aves; Anseriformes; Anatidae. Gene Ontology annotation, biological process: tRNA wobble uridine modification. The transcript has 10 exons. The record is from RefSeq and is a predicted model, not a curated record.
GAGCGGGCUUCCCCCUGCAGCUCCGCGCCGCUCUCCUGUCAGGCGAAGCCGAGAUGGCGGCGCGGGGCGCCGGGGCCGGCACCACAGCCACGGGCGGCCCCGCCACCAGCUUCCAGCGCAAGGCCGCGGCCGGCAGCCGCCUGGCCGCCGUGCCGGGCACCCGCCCCUCCGUUCGGCACGGGCAGCUGCUGCUUUCCAGCGGGCUCCCCUCCCUGGACGGUGUGCUAGGUGGAGGCUUAGCUGUUGGAACCCUUCUCCUUAUUGAGGAAGAUAAAUAUGGUGUUUACUCCAAUUUGUUGUUCAAGUAUUUUCUCGCGGAGGGAGUUGUCUGUGGACAUGACCUGUUUGUUGCUUCCGCUAUGGAGCGCCCUGACAACAUCUUAAAGAAACUUCCAGCCCCUUUGCUUGAUGAUACCCACAGAAGUGAAUUGAGAGAAGAAGUAACACCUGCGAAGUCUGAAGAUUUUCAGGAUUCUAUGAAAAUAGCCUGGCGCUAUGAAAAUUUACCAAAAAUGGAGGCCAGCCCAACAUCAUUUACCAAGUUUGGACAUUACUAUGAUAUUUCUAAAACAAUGUCUCCAGAACUACUUCAGUCUAUAAAAUGGCACAGUUUUUACCCUUCUGAAGAAUUAUCCUUAGAGCCUAAACUGAAAAUGUGUAAUAUGAACUGUGGCUAUGCAAGUCUGCUUCACUCCAUUCAAAGGGUCAUUUACCAGGAAGGAUUUGAUGGCUCUCAUCCCCAGAAAAAACAAAAGAAUAUUUUGCGUAUAGGAAUUCAGAGUCUGGGUUCCUUGUUGUGGGGUGACGACAUUUGUAGUAGUGAUACUCCUGAACAUAUUCAUAGUCUGACCAAAUUUCUGUACGUUCUCCGUGGCCUCCUCAGAAAGUCUUUGUCAGCCUGCAUCAUCACAGUGCCCUCUCACCUUAUCCAGAAUAAAGCAAUUAUGGAACGUGUAACAAACUUGUCAGAUAUAGUAGUUGGUCUUGAAUCAUUUAUUGGCUCUGAGAGAGAAACCAAUCCAUUAUACAAGGAUUACCACGGUUUGCUUCAUGUACAUCAGAUUCCUCGGCUUAAUAGCUUGAUCUGUGAUGUGUCAGACACGAAGGACCUUGCUUUUAGAUUAAAAAGGAAGCAGUUCACCAUUGAGCAAUGGUUGCGGAGCUGCUGGAGUUUGGAAGGAAGUUCAAGGACGGAGUGCAAUGCAGGAAGACAGGUCAUGAACUGGAUUGCUAAUGCUGAUGUUUAGUUAAAGGUUAACAUUUUUUAACCUGAUAUUCUAUAAAAUACCUGGCAGUUAUUUUUGAAGUGACAGAUUUUUGGCAACUACCUGAUGUUUCUGAGGCUACAACAGUGUAACAGUAACAGUGAAGGAACAGUUCUUUCAGAAGUGGAUCAUCUGACAAAUUGAAAUAAAAUAAACAAGAUAUUAGGUUCAGUAAAACUAAGUUAGAUUGCAAAAUCAGGCUCUCAAUUCCUAUGUGGUACUGGUGAAAAUAUUCUUUUAGUUUGUUUUUAUUGUAGUUGAAUUGAUAAAUUCUUGGAUGAAGUGUAAUCCUUCCAGCAAAGGUGUUUUGCUAGUAUACUUUUGUGCAAAAGUUGUAUUUUCCCAGAGUACAAGCUACAUCUAGCUUGUAAUAAUGAAUGGCUUCAUAGAAUUAACAUAACUACCUUUAAAGUCUUGGCAUUACCCAAGCAGCUUUCAGGAGUGCAAAGAGAAUACAAAUACGUGCUGUAAUUCUCACACAGUUUGGCUGAAUUAAACCAUGUACAGACAUUGGGUUACACAGACCUUUCAAAUUUUAGAUUUGCUAAUACUGUAGGAAAUUAAUGCAUCAUCCAAAAUGUAGUGUGCACUAUAACUGUGCUGUAGUUUGUUCACAUUAAGUUUCAAUUAGACAAGAAUGUGACAGAACCAUUUAAUUAGUCAAUAAAUAUCUGUUGCUGGAAGUUGACAACCUGGAAAGUAGUCUGUUUUGGCGGUUUUUAUCCAGCACAAGUUCUGUCAGGCAGUAUGUGUCACUAGGUGUUGUGCAAGACCUCACCUUAAACUGGAACACUUAAGAGUAAGCAGUUUUAACUUUGAUUCUCAUUCUGCUGUUAAUGAUACGUUGACAAGAAGGGUAGAAUUUUUUAAUAAGAAAAAAUAAAUUUUUAAAAGUCUUGAAUAACAAGCAGUCUGUGUUGCUGAUGUCAUAUUAUGUAACAUAGCAAACUGUCUUUCCCCUACAUAUGAUGUGUGAUGUGCUUAAGACUUAAUCACCCAAAGUUGGUACGUAGAAACUAAUUAAAAGGGUGUGAUGAUGUGUUUCUUAGAAAUAAUUAGAAAAAUACAAGUUUUAUAACACAAUGGCAUCAAAGAGAUUUUCAUUCAUUUUCCAUAUAUUUGUUUUCAAAAAGAUUUUUUAAUGUGUAUUGU